AUGGCGCCUAAAAGAGGAUGGUGCAAAUAUUGUCUCGAUGACUACCGUCAAGGAGAUAUCAUUGUUAGAUGCUCGAGCUGCCCGCGCACAUUUCACCGCGAGUGUCUGGACCACGAACUCCUGACAAAUACAUCUGGCUCUGCCUAUUAUCAGAAUAAUUAUGACAACCCGGUGGAUCUGUCGGAUUUCACCUGCGACUCGUGCCAGCAGUACGCGCAGGAGGUUGAGAUAGUGAAUGAUGAGAGGUGUAAAAUUUGCAAAGAGAGGAACAGAGACGAGUCGGACAUUCUGCUGCUGUGUGACGGCUGUCCCAACAGCUAUCACAUGUCCUGCCUGGAUUUGCACGUAGAGCCCGACUCAGAAAAGUGGUAUUGCCCAAUGUGCAAACCCGAGUCGUUUGAAGGGGUCAACGUUAGAGCCCACAGAAGAAACCCGCUUCUAGACACGAGUGAGCACGUCAACUCUUCGAUCUGUUACGUGUGCCAGAGACAUGGGAAACUCCUGGGAUGUGAUUUCUGCUCAAACUCAUUCCACUACGACUGUUUACCAGAAUUUGAUAUAGAUAGUGAAUAUAUUGAACAAUUUCUUAAAUUGACUGUAGAUACUAUUGCCGAUGUGUGGGAAUGCCCUUGUUGCAGAGGAGAGGACCCGUUUAUCAACCAGAUGCAUAAGAGAUGGACGAUAUCACAAAUUGAAAAGAAUAGUAAAACAAGGCGUAAAUCCAUACUAACGUGGAAAGGAGUCAUAACAAGAUAUAGAAAUCGCUUCAUUUUAGCACAUCGUCAAGAAUUAGCACCUUUUGUAACCACUAAAAUUAUCGACCAACUCAUUCGAUCAUUCAUCUCCAAUAAAAAUAAGAAUAAGAAGGAAAAGAUGAAGGAUGUUGAGAGUCAGUUGGAUCAGCUGCAAGAAGAACAGCUUAUAGAGUCGAAUAAAUUUGUGAUUAAGGCUAGGAAAAGCUGUUUUUACCCUAGUGGACGCAGAAGAGACAGUCGUCCAAUGAGAAACGGAGUUUCACUCAAACCUCACCAGGAAGAUGGAGUUGACUGGCUCCUCAAAUCAUUUCUAACCGGAGGAGCUAUCUUAGCAGAUGAAAUGGGAUUGGGGAAAACGAUACAGACAUUGUGUUUUUUAAGUUAUUUGAAAAUGAUGAACAUUGAAGGACCACACUUGAUAGUUGUGCCUUUAAGUACAGUGGGAAAUUGGCUCAGAGAAAUUCACAGAUUUACACCUCACCUGACAGUGGUUAAGAUAUGUGGGUCUAAGACCGAAAGACUCCACGCAAUGUCUGACCGCCUGGCAUACAACGGACUUUAUGACCUCUUCGUAACAACGUACGAAACAGUGAAGUGUGAAGAAGCCUUCUUUGUGGAAACUGUACCCCGUUGGCAGUGCCUCAUCCUAGACGAAGCACACAGAAUCAAGAACCAGUCUGGAGCACUAAGACAUUCAAUGGAUCGCAUUGUGGCAAACAUGAGAUUACUACUGACAGGAACACCGUUGCAAAAUAAUGCACAAGAGCUGUUCACACUAAUCAACUUCAUGUUUCCAGAAUUAUUCAGAGACUCACAAAUCAUGGAACAGGCAUUUAAUGUGAAGAAGAGGAUUAGAAACGAAGAUGAGAUGAAUUUCACAGUGGAGGAGUUGGAGUCGAUAAAGACGUUGUUGUCGAAGAUCAUGUUAAGGAGGUUGAAGGAACAGGCGAUAAGUUUGCCGAAGAAGAUAUUCCACGACGUGUGGUUGCCGCUGAGUGAAGAAACACUAAAGUGGUACAGAACAUUGAUGAACAUCAGGACCCUGAUGAGAGAAAACCUGUCAAUAAAGAAGCUGCUGGGAAUCGUGAUAAAGAUGAGAAUAAUAUGUGGACACCCGAGAGGAAUUGUAAGUAGACCCCAACAGCGAGAGAAGCUUUUGGAGUUUUUUAAACAGGAUUUGAAUUUCCAGAAACAAAUCGAGUCAGAGGCCAAUGAACUGAACGACCUUAAGGGAUACACGCAUAUACAGGCGUCUGCAAAACUAACAUUCCUGGACAAACUGCUGAACCAACUCCACUAUGAAAACUGCGCAAUCAUACCGAAUUAUCUCAAAAUGUACAACCAGCACCUAAAGUCUCUAGAUCAGUCACUAUAUCGUCAGUUUAUCAACAAUAAUCCAGAUCCACUUGUGACCGCAACAGAUACCCAGUUUUUGGGACCCUUAAAGAUGGACGCAGUGACCGAUGACUUCAUUAAGGGGAAGAUUUUCAAGAUCGACCCGGACAAAUCGGGACCUAGCAAGAUAACCGAUGACGAUCUAAAGAACCUGUUGAUGGUGAAAACGGAACUGCCCAAGUUUGAACCCAACGUUUUGAAAGAAUUAACCCUGAAGUCUGAACUCACUUUAAACCCGGAAAACAUUUUUAAAGGUGAGCUUAACCUAAAGAGAGAAGUAGUGGAUAAGGCGGAAUCGGAAACGAGCUCAUUUAAAAGAGAGUUGGAAGCUGAAGACCAGGAUCAGAAUGGAUUAAAGGACGGCAAAGGAGAUAAGGGAUCAAAGAAGAAGAGGAAGAAGAUCUCGAAGGAUGAGUUUUUGAGCACAGUUGAGAACCAGUAUGUGAGAGUGCCCAAAAACACUAGUGAAAAUAAAAUGUACCUCAGUGACUGCCUGCACGAGGUUAACCUGACUCAAAACUGCCCGUACGUGUCAAUGAAGAUCUAUGAGAAUGCUCUGGAGCAGGAAGCGAAGUAUAAGAAGAGCAAGAAGAAAGUUUUGUACAAGUUUGAGAGCACAAACCUGAUUGAAGCCGCCGUUGGUUCAACAGAGUCGCUCUCAAACUACAUCAAUGACCCAAACCGCAAAACUUCCAGAGUGAUAGAAUCGGAUGACGAGGAUGAUUUACCAGAGACAAAUGGGGAUAAGAAUGUAUUAAAUGGCGAUGGCACACCUUCAAGUGAUAAUUUGUUAAAUGGUGGUAAAGAUGGAGUUGGUGCUGAUAAAUCAGUUGGCGGUGAUAAGUCGGGAGUUAAAAGUGAAAAAACUGCAGCGAGUGGUCAGAAUAACGGAGUUAGUGUUGAAGCAGAGGACAGUAAAGUGUAUAUGCAUAAGGUACUGAUAUUUACGCAAUUUCAAUUGGUGUUGGAUGAGUUGGAAACGUAUUGCAUAAAUAGAGGUUGGAAGUAUAUGAGGCUGGAUGGUAGUACAAAUAAAUUAAUCCGUGAGCUGGAUAUACGCGAGUUCAACAGCAACAACAGUAACUAUUUUGUAUAUUUGAUAAGUACGAGAGCGGGAGGUCUGGGGAUUAAUUUGACAGCAGCGAAUCAUGUGGUCUUGUAUGACGAGGAUUGGAACCCGUUCAUUGAUCUCCAGGCGAUAGACAGAGCACACAGAAUUGGUCAGAAGAGGAAUGUACAUAUUUGGAAGUUAAUUUCAGAGUGGACAGUCGAGGAAAGAAUGGCCCUGAUUCGUGAGAAGAAAUUACAACUUGACAAGCUGAUUUUGCAUAACAAGACCACAAAAGCAGGUGCCGAUGAAGGUGAUUCAAGUUUCACGAAUAGUGUGACAAACGGUGAAAGUGGUAAAAUCCUGGAUGAAGAGGAUGUGAUAAUAAGUCUAUCGCACGCAGCAAUGUUGAAGAUGAUGAUGCAUGGGAACAAGGCUCUAAAAUGCCUUGAAGCUGAACCCAUAACGGAUUUGAAGCUGAAUGAGAUCGUCGAUAGGAAGCGCAGAGCACCACCUGAACACCUUGAUGACACAAAUGACAUUGAUGACGUGAUUAUAGGCUCAAGCAACCAGGUGCAAGGUGAAGACAGAGUAAUUAUCCAGCUAGUGAAGGAGGAAGAUGAAAUGGAUAUAACCCAAGAAGAUCCAGCAAACCACCCCAAAAAGAAAGUUUCUGGACUCCUAGUAAAUGAUCUAAUUAAUGAAGAAGAUACCACAGAUUACGGAGUUAACCAACCCAACGAAGGUAGUAGUUAUUACGGAGUUAACCAACCUAACGAAGGUAGUAGUUAUUACGGAGUUAACCAACCCAACGAAGUUAGUAGUGAUUACGGACCUGAAGGAGUUAGUGGCGAUUCAGUAGAUUACAGAGGCAAUGAAGAUGGUGGAGAUUAUGGAAAUACUGGAGAUAGUAGUGACUAUGGAGCAACGGGAGACACUGGUGAUUACAGACUUAAUAAUGAUGGAUUAGUGAAUGGCGCAAGUGAAGUGAAUGCAGGAACAUCAGAAACAUCACAGACACAAGAAGAAACGCCUGUGAAAAAAAGAGGAAGAAAGAGGAAAAUGGUAAUGGAGUUGGAACAGGCAGGAUUAUUGUGGAGAAGUGUAAGAGAAAAGAAGAAGCCAAAUAUGAUAUACACACCAAUGGAGUGGCAGAAGAAAGGUGAAGGCAGAGUUUUAAGACACGAGACCAAGUGUUUUUGCUGCUCAAAGCCUAAGAACUUUAGAACUACAUAUAAAGACAAGGAAGGGAAUGAGGUUGAAGUGGACUACGGAGAGUUGAUCAAGUGUUUUAGAUGCCCGAAGAGUUAUCAUAAGUUUUGUGAGAGAGUGUCUAACAUUAAGAAGACUUGGAGUUGUAGGUGGCAUGAGUGCUGUUUGUGUUUCAGGAAGAGCUCUCAGUGUGGAAACUUGUUGAUACAUUGUUCUAGUUGCCCGACAUCGUUUUGCUACGACUGUUUCCCACCAGAUUACACACGGCAUUACGUCAGUGACGACUACUACUAUAACCUAAACCAGAGAGGUCUGGUGGCAAACUCUACAAAUUGGAUAUUUUUCCUAUGUUCAAAGUGCAAGAUAGAGUCUGAACGUAAGCGUAGGAGUAUAUCCGGCGAGGAACGCGACAAGCACAAGAAGGAACAGAAGGAGCUGCGUUCUGAGCUAUUAAGUACAAUCAAGAGUAAGGCUGACAACAUCAGUUCACGUGAAACCAAGAGACUCCAGUCAAUAAUUAACCGUGAAGAUAAGAAACGUAUCGAAGCCAUGAAAAUACAGGAAAGUGAACUUGAGGAAAGACACAGGCAACUAUACCAAAGUCUAUUCCCCAUCAACCUCAUCGCUGAGAUUAAAAAUCGCAUCAACUCUGAUAUUCUCAAUGAUUCCACUCCAGAUAAAAGUAACAUCGAUAAGUUUGAUCACGCAGAUAAUCAAUACAAAGGCGAUAACAUGGAUAGAGUUGGCGGGAUUAAGGGAGACGCAGAUGAUCUGGACAGUAUAGAAAAACGGGAUAAAUCUGAUAGAUAUGACGAGGAUUGGGGGGUAGGAAUGAGAAGUAAGAGACGCGGAUUAAACUUUUCAAAUGUUAGACUGCCAAGUAGAAUGUUACAGUUCUGUGAUAACUGCAGAAUACCACUGCAUAACAUUUAUAAAUACCGAGAACCAUGUCCGUUCCCAAAAGAAUACAUUAAACUAGAUCUCGAAAUCAAUGUAAAAAAACCAAAAUCUGAAGAAACUCCAAAUCAUACACCUGACGUUAAUACCACCGCCACUAAUUCCUCCAUUUCCACCAAUAGUACUCCUGUGACCACUAAUCGUAGCCCUAUUACUGCUACUAAUAGCACAAAUGAAACGGAAUCGUCGGAUAAGUAUAAGAAGAUAAUAAAGAAAUGUUAUUGUAGUUUAUGUUAUGAGAAGAAGGGAAAGCGAAGUGUACAUUUUAGAAGGCAUUGUGAUUUAUUAACUGACGAAGAUAAGGAAGAGUAUAAAGUUAGGAAUGAGAAAGUUGAGAAGGCAAUGGAGUUACUUACUAAACUUAUACCUUCUACACCAAACGCUAUUGACUAUACUCAGUUCAAUAACAUUAAACUUAAAGCGCUUUACAAUCACAUGCUGGACCAGUGCGACUCACUAUAUCUCAAGGCUCUGAUCAAUGUUGGACUACUACCUAGGGAAGCUGAUAGUGACACUGUUGUUAAGUAUCCACCACAACCUACCACCGGUGCUUCAGAGUCUACAAACACCAAGGAAAAGCCAUCUGAAGGCACUGCACCCGAUGAAGCUAGUGGACUUGUCAAAAACUAUAUUCGCUCAUUUAACAACAUUUAUAAACUGCAAAACAGCCUCAUGCUACCAAUCAUUUACAAAAAUAAUCCAGACAAUAUUUAA
Messenger RNA from Theileria parva strain Muguga, 6081 nucleotides. RefSeq names its product SNF2 family protein (gene ISW2). Gene Ontology annotation, molecular function: DNA binding; ATP-dependent chromatin remodeler activity; ATP binding. Lineage: Eukaryota; Apicomplexa; Aconoidasida; Piroplasmida; Theileriidae. The record is from RefSeq and is a predicted model, not a curated record. Bases 1 to 6081 code for a protein of 2026 amino acids. Gene Ontology annotation, cellular component: nucleus. The transcript is spliced from 7 exons.